Molecule: messenger RNA, 1773 nt
Organism: Aureobasidium melanogenum CBS 110374
Lineage: Eukaryota; Fungi; Ascomycota; Dothideomycetes; Dothideales; Saccotheciaceae
Exons: 2
Coding region: 1-1773 (590 amino acids)
Source: RefSeq, a predicted model, not a curated record
AUGACAGACGUGUGCAUCGUCUGCCUGGGCGACCUGCGCCUUCGCCCCGAGGACCCCGAUGCCGACACAGACACCAAACCCAUCAAGACCGAGAUCGAGAUUCCUGCGCCGCUUCCUGUGCUCUCCUCUGAACAAAGUAAGCAUGCCAUAGAUGAGGAAGUUAUCGCCCAUCUUCUUCCCUGCAGACAUAACCUGCAUGAUUCAUGCUUGCGUCCUUGGGUCGAACGAGCCAACAGUUGCCCCAUAUGUCGCGCAAGCUUCAACCUGGUCGAACUUCGCAACUUCCUCGAUGGUCCCGCUCAUGCUUCGUACAUUGUCGAGGAGAAACAACAACAAGCUGAAGUCGACCCCACCUUGAUCAUUGACGAUGCCUUGUUCGACGAAGAAGCCCCAUGCCUCGUUUGUGGUAAUAUCGACAGCUCGCAUGCAACCAUGUAUUGCGACGGAUGCGAUGGCACCGUCCACAUCUUCUGCGCUGGCUAUAGUGACGCCACCGCUCCAGACGUCUGGUACUGCGAGGCUUGUCAUCGCGAGCUAGGCACCAACACUGCUGGCCGUAGAGCCACCACACGGGCCCGUAAUCCAAGGCCGAGAAGAGCAGGAGGUAGACGGCCUGGUACAGAAGCAUGGGAUAGGGUAUGGGCAAGUGUCUGGCGUCGCUUGAACCUGGACCUUGACUUUCCCCAUGAAGAUGAAGAUCUUACAACCAUUCAUCGUACUCCAGCUCAACGACGAGAGCUUGCAGCCUGGACUCGUAGACUCCAAGUCGCGAAUCGUCAAGGUGCAGCAAACCGCUUUAGGGAUACCGCUUCUACCCUGCUGGAUCGGAGAAACCUUGCUGCUGCUCACUCGCCAGAAUCACAAGAAGAGCUCCGCGCAUGGAAUGCACUUGACAAGGCCCGCGCACUUGACCCAGAAGCACAGCGACCACCCAGCAGAAAACGCAAAUCCGCGACUGCCUCUCCUGCCUCUCCUCGAGACAAUGCAGCAGAUCGCGAACAAGCUGAGCCACCACGCAAACUCAAACGUCCCAGGACCAGAAGAAACAUGACGCUCCCGACACUUGCAGAACCAGGACCAUCAACGGUCGAGGUCCCUGUACGCCAGAUACAGAGACCCACCGAAGGACCAAGCUUCCUCACUCAACUCCUUCAAGAAGUAGAGAAACAGCCUGCACCUGAAGAAGCUGGCUCACCAGAUGCUGAAGCCAAUUCUGGUGACGAGCAGCCCGGACCAUCCAACCUAGCAUCUCCUGGCGCAUCUCCCAUUCACUCGGGCCAGGUCUCUCCUCGCGCAUUGUCCGUCACACCUCCACCGCAGUUCGCACGUCCGAGACCGACCUCACCUAUGCCUCUCACGUCUAUUGUUCGGCCUCUUGCUUCGCCUACUUUUUCUCCCAACACCAAUGGCAAGGACGAGCGGGGCAGGUCACGCCGACAUACCCAGCAACAGGUCAGCAGCCCGCCGAGAGAUAUCUCGCCUGGCUCCCCAUCGCGCAAUAUGUCCUAUUCAACCAAAACUGAGAUUCAGCGCAUGGUCAAAGCCGUCCUCGGUCCUCGUUAUCGUGGAGGUGAAAUAAACAAGGAUCAGUACACCGACAUCAACCGAGAUGUGUCUCGCAUGCUCUACGAUAAGGUCGGUGAUGCUGAAGGUUUGGCCAACCAAGAUGGUCGCGAAAAGUGGCAGGAAGUGGCUUCAGCUGAAGUCGAACGAGCAGUGCAGACCAUCCUCUCACAGGAGCAGAACUCAGAAACGUUUUCACAGGAGGUUUAG